Messenger RNA from Lachancea fermentati, 750 nucleotides. The record is from the annotation of a GenBank genome assembly. Lineage: Eukaryota; Fungi; Ascomycota; Saccharomycetes; Saccharomycetales; Saccharomycetaceae.
AUGUGUGGUAACGGCCAUUCGCUUGGGUGCAAUAGUCGAUUCGUGAAAACAGAGAUUAAGAAUAAAAUGACACUAAAUAAAAUGACACUACUUUCGCUUCCCUGUGAAAUCCGAGAGCAGGUAGACAAGAAAUAUAUUAACGAUUGGAUAUCGCUUACAUUACUUGAAGUGCUGGGAGAUGAAUACGCCACUGUCUCUUUCGACCUAUACUAUUGGCUUUUCAACAAGAAGUAUUCUCCUAAUACGAUCAACCUCGCUUUUGUUCAUGAUUCACUGGAAAGUGUUUUAUGUCAAUACAAUAUUAGGGGAACAACAAUUGUCAAAGAGCUAGAGAGAAGACUGCUUCUAAACUAUCUCGGCGAAAUCGGCCCUUUGGAAAAGCAGGAGACUGCGAAAAAACUUGAGUAUGCGAUUUCGCAACUUGGCCAACAAGAAUCAAACAAUGCAAGUGUCCCAUUAGAGCUCUGUGUCGUGUCAACAACGCAGCUUACAGCGAUGAAUAGGCAAAAAUGCUAUAACUACAUCACAAAUUUGCUUUCGCAGCUCUUAAACGGAGAUGAAAUGAUCGUCGCACGGCUUAGGGUAAUGAGUAUUCUCUACCCAGAUGUGCCACGCGAUGUUGACAUGAUAGUUCUUUCCCAGAAGCUGAAAAAUGAUUUGGGAGUUGAAGCAGAGCGGUUUGUUGCUUCUCUUCAGCAUUUUAUCAUGAAGGGAAAAUACGCCUAUCAAGUGAAGAAAGAGUACCUCUAA